Molecule: messenger RNA, 423 nt
Organism: Naegleria fowleri
Lineage: Eukaryota; Heterolobosea; Eutetramitea; Acrasida; Naegleriidae
Exons: 1
Coding region: 1-423 (140 amino acids)
Source: RefSeq, a predicted model, not a curated record
AUGUCGUCAAGAUCAGUUUGCCAUUCAAAGUCACCAUCUUCUCUUCUUCAAUCAAUGUUCUUUUGGAGUGGUGCCCUUCUUCCUCUUCCUUCCAUUGCUCUCUAUAUUUUAACACCGGGUGGUACUGUGAAACAUUUCAACGGGGAAGUAACCCCAACAUCUAAAUUUUGGUGCUCUGUUGCUGCUUCUGGAGAUGCAGCAAUCUCUGCAUUGUGUUGGCAUGUGCUGUUAAUGAAGAAUCGAGAAUCAGAAAUGGGUGAAGAGGUGAAACGUUUGGUCAUUCGAGUUAAUUGGAUUUAUGGUUUGUUCCAUUUUGGUGCCUUUUGGUUUUGGCACAUGAAGGGAGAAAAGCACAAGAAUCCUUGGUUUUAUCCAUUGUCACUUGCAAUUUCAACAGCUGCUUUGUUGGCGUGGGGGUUAUGA